This is a messenger RNA of Colletotrichum truncatum, 1623 nucleotides long. Lineage: Eukaryota; Fungi; Ascomycota; Sordariomycetes; Glomerellales; Glomerellaceae. The record is from RefSeq and is a predicted model, not a curated record.
AUGUGCUGGUCAACGAAGACGCUUUACACUGUUUGCGCUCACGGAAAAUGGGAAGUCAUAGAAUGCAUGAAAUAUGCCAAAAAUCAAGGCUCAAACAAGUCCCACAUUAGGGAAUGCCUAGCUGCCCCUUGCCAACACUCGAAUUCUCUUCGCACCAUAUACGGCUUUUGUGACGAUUGCGUCGAAGUCUUCACAAUCUAUACUGACGUAGGCUACCCCAAAGUCAGCUCAUACAACGUCAUCAAGAACUACUGGGCUUAUAAACAAGCGCACGGGUGGGACGGCCUCGUCGAGCCGUGGAAGGUACCCGCUUACGGGCUCCUGUUGGUGCCGCCAUCUUUGCCUACUGCUCCGAAGCCCAAGAAAAAUAAGUUCUUCGCCACUUUCCUCCACGGUUCCGCUGACACCACUCAGACUAACAGCAUCUCAUGGCACCAGAGGACACUGCUCAGAGCUAUGAAUUCAUUUGAGCUAGAAUCCCGCUCCUGUAAAUUGUGCAACAGGGGCGACAGGCAGGACAAGAAUUUUGCUGCACUUGCUAUGAAGAUGUGCGAGUCCACGCUCGAGUGGGCAGAUGGCCUGGGAGACUCGGAUACCAUCAUUCACAGGUCAAACGUGGACUUUGUUCCAGAACUAAGCUUUUCUUCUAGUCUUGAGCGCAGCUUUACCAGCCGGCAACGUCCUAGCAUGGGAGAGGUGUUCUCCUCUCCGUUCGACAACCAAAGAGCUGGAAGUCCAGAGGAAUUUCCAAUGCGUUCUUGUCGUAAGCUUCUAGGAAAGAAUCCCAGCCGACUUGCUCGUCCUAUUCAAAUGCCAGAGGGAAUAUCUGGUGACAACAUCCUGACUACUCCCCGCCACCAGGUUAUCAAGCACAGAAAUGUCAAGGUCAGUCCAUCAAGUGACGACACCCAUGAGUUGCGCGAUGGUCAUCGAGACACUCCUUCUUCUGGCAGGCGUUCGCAUACCUUUAGCGACUUCUCUGGAACUUACAUAUCUGACGAUUUGACUCGCCUUUCCGAAGAAACGGAGGCACUGGAUCUCCACGAAUACCCUCGGCAGUGCCAUGCAGCAACUUAUGACAGACUGGUGGGCUGGAGCAGUUCGCGGUCACUCACGCAACAGCAGCAGCGACUGAGAAGGCAGACAUCUGAGGAGACAGAGGUGACUGAAGAGCGUAUCAAGGUCCAUCUCGACGACGGCAAUGGGAGCUUUAUCACUCGCGUUCGUCAUGUGACGUUCGUCUCACCUCCUAACAUGGUGAGCUCAAUGCAUGGGUCUCUGGUUAGGUCAGAUACAUCGGAAGAUGGUACCCAAGGCAGCCCUACUGAGACCAUGAGCGGCACACUCAAACCACCCCCAAGUGGAGGCCAUUCUCAGAAGCGCGACACAAAUCGCCGUAAAGUCGAGUGCGUUCCAGCACCGAGCUCUCUACCAGAGAUACUACCCUCGAUUUCCUUUGACAACUCGCCCCGCCUUGCUGGCUCGACUGGCCAAACAAUCAAAAAGCGGUAUGGCAAGGAUGCCGCACCGCGAUACGUCCCAGGCAUGUCUGCGCUGGACCAGUACAGACACAUCAAGGUUAUCCACUUGAAGGAGUUGCUAGAGAAGCAGGCUAGAAAGUGA